This is a messenger RNA of Rhododendron vialii, 1561 nucleotides long. RefSeq names its product probable aldo-keto reductase 2. Gene Ontology annotation, cellular component: cytoplasm. NCBI's taxonomy places the organism in Eukaryota, Viridiplantae, Streptophyta, Magnoliopsida, Ericales, Ericaceae. The coding region runs from base 227 to 1261 and encodes 344 amino acids. The record is from RefSeq and is a predicted model, not a curated record. The transcript has 5 exons.
GAUAAGGAUAAGUCUUGACGUCAUCGAUGACGUUAUCAAUGCCACCUGUUCCACGCAGAUUCCCUUGCUUUGACCCGAAACCAGCCCAUUUCGCAACGUGCUCCGAUCACUGCACUCCAUCAUCACUCCCUAUAAAAGAAGAGUGAAGCGCUCUCUCUCGAUAGAGAUCCACGCGUACAGAGAGAGUAAUAGUCCAGAGUCCUAGAGAGAUCAGUUUGAAGGAGAAAUGGCAGCAGCAGCACCAUCAGUGAGGAGAACGAAAUUGGGUUCGCAAGGAAUGGAGGUAUCAGCACAGGGGCUGGGGUGUAUGGGCAUGUCGUCCUCGUACGGCCCCCCCAAGCCCGAACAAGACAUGAUCGAGCUCGUCCACCACGCCGUCUCAUCCGGCGUCACCUUUCUCGACACCUCCGACGUCUACGGCGACAACGAGCUCGUCCUCGCCAAGGCUCUGAAAGGAGGGUGGAGAGAAAAAGUGCAGUUGGCGACAAAAUUCGGGAUCACCAAAAAGGAUGGUGCCAUAAUACCACGCGGAGAGCCAGAGUACGUGAGGGAGGCUUGCGAGAGAAGCUUGAAACGUCUGGAGGUGGAUUACAUCGAUCUCUAUUACCAGCAUCGGAUUGACACCACCAUCCCAAUCGAAGUCACGGUUGGAGCACUCAAGGAGCUGGUCGAAGAGGGUAAAAUAAAGUACAUCGGCUUGUCUGAAGCCUCUGCUUCUACAAUCAGAAGGGCACAUGCUGUGCAUCCUUUAACAGCUGUGCAGAUGGAGUGGUCCUUAUGGUCAAGAGAUAUAGAGGCGGACGUUGUUCCCACUUGCAGAGAACUUGGCAUUGCAAUUGUUCCAUACAGUCCUUUGGGACGGGGAUUUUUAUCAGGAGGUGCCAAUUUGGUUGCAAACUUGGCGGAUGGUGAUUUGCGAAAGAAUAUGCCAAGGUUCAAACCCGAAAACGUUGAGCAUAACAAGAAGAUAUUCGAGCGGGUGCACGAAAUGGCACAAAAGAAGGGCUGCACACCAUCACAGCUGGCAUUGGCGUGGGUCCACCACCAAGGGAACGACGUGUGUCCUAUACCUGGUACCACCAAGAUUGAGAACUUAAACCAGAACAUUGGUGCAUUAUCCGUAAAGCUAACUCCUGAAGAAAUGGCUGAACUGGAAUCCUAUGCUUCCGGUGAUGCGGUUAAGGGUGAUAGACAUGUGUACAUGUCGACUACGUGGAUAAAUUCAGAGACUCCUCCAUUGUCCUCGUGGAAACCUAAGUGAAGGCAUGCCUCUUUCUCUGUCUGCGUGCUUACAGAAUAAAUUGCUUACCACUUUCCUAUUUUCCAUGGGUAUUUUGUGUUUGUGUAAAGUUUCAUCGGUAUUGUGUUCCACUAUAACUAUCUUGGCUUGAGUUGUACGGUUCCACUAUAGCUAUCUUGGCUUGAGUUGUACGGUAUGGACCUCCUUUAUUUAAGUCGUAUCCAUCUUGUACCGAACUUUUAUGCCUACUGAUUUUGGGUGCUUGGAUGAUGUUUCGGAUUUACGAAGCUUGCAAUGCAGGAUAUGUGAUUUUAGUGUGCA